AUGAAAUUCUUAUCAAAAAAUGAGGCUGAGAACUUCAGCCAGCGCAUUUUCAGCCAAAAAAGUGGUAAUUGGUAUCAAAUAGCCUGAAAUUCAUUAGUGAAUUACUUAGUUCAGGGUUUUAAACCUCAGUAUAGCUACAAAAUACCAUAUAAAAUCCAACUUUUAAUCGAGCUAAUCAGCAAUAGCACAGUCGUUUUCCAAAUAAUAUCUCUUUUCUGAUAUCCAGUGAAAACACCCCAAAAUUGAAAAGCUCAUUCAUCACUGUGAAAUGAUUUAAGUGUAUUCAACUAUGAUUAUAUAUGCAAAGUAAACGACCUUUACAAGUUUUGCUACUACGGACAAAUUUUUGUUAUUUUUAGUUCAGUUUUUGCCAUAAUAAUCGCAUGAGUGAUUAAAAGUAUACUAAAAAAGGUUUCGAAAAUUUUUAUUCGCUAUUCAAAAGCAAUUAUAAGUGUUUCUACAAGAGUUUCAUUGAUCCCUAGCUUAAAAAUUCUGCUUGUAAUUUUUAAAUACUCUGCAUUUGAUUUUUCAGAAGUUCAAGAAUAUAAAGACACCAGCCCUGAUUAUUACAAUUAUGGAUUAAUAGGUUUAGUAUUAUCUUUUAUAGGGUUCAUAUUGCUGCUUAUAAUAAAUUUUGCAUAUGAAUUACUUACUGCUGAUUUAAGACACUUUAAUGCAAAAAGAAAUAUAAGUGCAAGAUCUCACUCUUCCAUGAAUUUAUGAUGAAUUGUUUUUUGUGCAAUUGAAGUAACGCUUUACUUAUCUUUUGAUUAUGAGGAAGUAAUUGGCUUUAUGAUUUUUACAUUGAUUACGUCAGCUAUUUUAUUAUUAAAAUUUUUAUAUUUUUUGCCAUAUUAUAAUUCAAUAGAAAAUUCAAUUUACGCUAGUAAAAUAACUUCAGUAGCGACAGGCUCACUCUCAUUUCUACUUGGUUAUUUAUAUGAUGAUGCUUAUCCUAUUAUUUUUAUUUUUGUUUUUUUUACUCCAUUUGCUAUUAUUUUACUUAUUAUUUAUAUUAUCAAAAGGCACUCAAAGCUUCAGUUUACAAAAAAUCCUUACUCAAGCCAAUAUAAUUAUGAGAAAUCUAUAAGGCAUUUAUUGUCUGACAAGCAUUGCAAAAAUAUAGAAGAAGUUAUUGAGAUGCUUUCACAAUUUUCAAACAGCCAGACUUGCACAGUUGACGGACUUUUUGUUGUAUGGAAAGCUAAUUUUUAUAUUGAUAUUGCUAACUCUCCCUCUCCGCAAGAGUACAAAAAAUUUUGUUUGCUCACGCAGGGUUAUUUUCUAAAAAAAAACACUAUAGAUAAAUUUUAUAAUAAUUUCAUUUUUUCAUAAUUUAAAAAAAAUCGAAUUUGUAUUGAGAAGUAAAGAUUAAAUUAAUUUGUAAAAUUUAUGUUUUAAAAUGCAAGCUGUUUAAAAUUAAAUAGAAUUACUAGAGGUUUAAUUAUCACUUAUAUAUAAUUUUUUUCAUGAAAAAUUUUUGUUCGUUUAGAGAGGGUGGUUUUUGGGCAAAAAAAGGAAUUUUUCUAAUAGUUUUGUUUGCUCACGGAGGGGGGAGUAAGGAUGAAAGAUUAGCAAUGGUAAAACUUGCUCAAAUUAAUAAUUUCCAAUCUAAUCUUGAAGGAUGAAUUCAAAAAUAUAGAAUUUCCAAUAAAUUUCAUCAGAGAGGAUUUACAAUUUUAAAGGAAAUUGAGUACUUGCAAUAUUUAAAAAAGCUUCAUUCUGCUAAAAAUAAAGACAAAGAGCUUUGCUAUAUUCUGUUAGAUAUUUACAUCGAAAUUUUAAACAAAAAUACUCGUAUUAUCAAGCUUCGAUAUUUAAUCAAAAAGUUAUAUUGUCUUACUAAAGAAAUAAAAGAAUUGUAUAAAUUUCUUGUAGAAAAUUAUAAAUAUCCAGAUUCUUUUGAAUUUUAUGCAUAUUUUUUAAUAAAAUUCUUAGGACAAGCAAAUGAAGGAAACAUUUUACUAAAAAGAAAGCAAAGCAUAAAAGAAGAUCCAAUUAUUGAUCAAGGGCUUGAGGAAUAUGGAGAAAAUAUUGGAGUUAUAUUUUUAUCAACAGAAAGUGAUUUAUUUGGAACAAUUGCUUUUAUAAACGCAAGGGCUUUAUCAUUGCUAAAAGUAUCAUCAUUAGAUGCUAUAGGUAAAAAUUUUGAUGAUUUUAUUCCAGCACCUUACUCUCUAAAUCAUAUUGAAAAAAUGAAAACUUUUUUGAAAUCUGCAACUAAGACAAUAAUCGAAAAACCUUUCUCUUUAUUUUUACAGGAUAACUUUGGAUAUAUUUUUGAGUGCAAUAUUUCUGUUAAGUUGACAGCUUUUAAAGACAAAGCUUAUUUUUUAAUAUCUUUUUCUCCCAUUUCUUCUAAUAGGCAAGUUAUUUUAAUAUCAGAAGAAGGGGAAAUCUGCAAUCAUUCAAGUCAACUCUCAGCUUUAUUAGGAUACCCAAAAGAAAGCAUGAAAAAUAUGCAUUUUCACAGUCUCAUAAAUGAACUUGAGCUGUCAGAUAUGGAGCUAUAUAAUCCAACUUUAAUUCAGUGCAACAAUCAUGACUUACUCCCCCUUCUGUGAGUGAACAAAACCAUUAGAAAAAUCCCUAUUUUUUUGCCUAAAACCCACCCUCCCUCCGUGGGUGAACAAAAAUCUUUUUAAUAGAAAAAAAUUUUAUGAAAAAAUUGUGAUAUAUAAGUGGUAAUUAGUAUAAGAUUUCUUUAUUCGCUCACAGAGGGGAGUUAGUAUUUAUUCACAUUACUGAAAAGGUAAAAUCAAUUGAUAUUCACUUAAUUUUAGUCAUUUCAGAUAACAAUGAGCAAGAAUUGUGAAAAAACAAAAAAUCAGAAGAGCAGUUAAGAUUUAAUGCAAAACAACUAUCAAAUUGCCCUAUUUCUCCGAAAAUUAACAGCAAAAGUUUACUUAAAAAAGAAAAUGAAACUUUUAGUGAAAUUAGUGAAUCACAUAAAGUAUAUUCGAAAAUCAAAAAUGUUUAUAAAUCAUUAGAAGAAAAUUUUGAAGUUCCGAAAUCUUUUAGCCAAGUAAACAAAAAUAUCUCCCCUGAACGUAAUUUUUAUAUAGAAAUUGCAUAUAAAAACAAUAAAAGGACAGCGUUUUUGCUUCAAAAAUUUCAAUGAAUUUUGUUUUUAACUGUAUUUUAUAUAUAGGUGUUCUUUCUGGUUGCUAUAAAUAUAGCCCGAGUCUCCGUUUAGCUCGGGCUAUUCUGAUAUCUCCCGAUAUCGAAUAGGAGCUGCUAAUAAAAUCUUAUUCCCAGAUGGUAAUCCACAACAUAUUGGAGAUUUAUCAUUGGAGAGUCAAUAAAAUCAACUCCCCAGGUAUCGGUAUAAUAUAGUAAAAAGGAGGCUUAGGCUAUAUUGGAAUUUUAGUCUAUAUUGUUGAUAAUGUAAGCAACUCGGAUUUAUCAGCAGUUUUUUCUACUCUAGGCAUUAAUAUUAAUUAUAGAUUAGGGGUUGAGAUAGUUCUCCUCGGUUUUCAGCUUGGUUCUUAAUGCUGUCUCGGAACCUUGGAUUAUGGAGGUUUUGGAUUUGACGGCUGUCUCCUGAGGACGAGAAUUCUAGCUAGGGAUAAAUUCCCUUGCUACUACCAACAAUGCCUUCUUCGUCAGCACUAGUAUUCUCUAGGAUGUCCAUCUGGAAGACACAGAGUCUUCAUUGCCAGACCAGACUAAACACAGCUGUUUGUAAUGUAAAUACCCAGUACCAUAGACUCCAUUUCCUGCUCGGUUUGGCUUCAGCGCGCGCAGCAAGGUCACCAACUUGAAACAGGUCAUAAAGAGGAGCCGGUGAGUUCGCCAUUUUAUGUGCGUGUUUUCAAUUUUAGGCAAUAUUGAAUUAAGUAUCGGUCUAGUUGCUAUCUUAGGAGAAACGAUUAAUGAUGAAGUUUCUCUAGGAAAAUUCAAUCUUACUCGCGAUUUAGGAUUAUUAUAUUGAACGUAUAAUCAUCUGAAUUUAGUUAAAACCGAAUUAAUGGAUGAUUUUCCAAAAUGAAGUAAUUGCCCUUGCUCUGAUAUUGUGACUGAAAAUAUUGUGCCAAUAUGGGAAUUCAAUUCAGGAGAAAUGCUAAGAAAAUACAAUCUAUAUGAUGCUUUGUCAAUGUUUAUUGAUUAUGUAUUUUAUAUUUAGACUCAAAAAUUAAUGAGCGAUGCCAAAAGCCGAAAAGGAUAUGAAGACGAUAUUAAAUGACUCAUGAUAAAUGGAGUUACUUAUUCCCUAAAAUAUGUUCACAAAGUAUCAAAAGAUUUAUUAGAAUGUGAAAAAAAUACCAAAAGUGAUAAAAGUAUGGUUAUUAAUGUUUUAUUUAUUAUUGGAAUUUUAAUUUGCGCAAUUUUUAUAGCAUUGCUGAUGGCUUUUGGCUAUUUUUUAAAAACUGUUUAUGAUAAGUUUUGAUCAAAUUUAAAAAAAUCAGUUACUUUGAGUUCUGAUUUUUUGAAAAGCACUAUUUUCGAAAGGCUUUUGUCAGUUCAUAGCCAAGAAUCUUACUUACCCCCCCCCCGUGAGUGAACAAAAAAAUUUUGUUCACUCACGGAGGGGGUUAAUUUUUUUUUUUUAAAAAAGUUUAUAUAUAAAUUUUAUAGAAAAUUCUUUUUAGAAAUUUUAAAAAAAUCCUAAUUUGCAAAAAUUGGGAAGCAAAUAUUAAUUUAAUUUAUAAAAUUUUAUGUUUUAAAACGCAAUUUGUUUAAAAUUAAACAGAAUUAGCUAGAUUUCAUUAUACUAGUUAUCACUUAUAUAUUAAUUUUUUUCAUAAAAAAUUUUUUCUAUUAAAAACGUUUUUGUUCACUCACGGAGGGUGUUUUUUUGGGGCAAAAAAUGGCGAUUUUUCUAUUUGUUUUGUUCACUCACGGAGGGGGGAGUUAAAUUAAUAUCGAGUUUAACGUCCCCUACGUGGUAGGCUAUUCCGAGGUCCACCGUAUCCUCUUCCGCACACCGGGCCCACAGACUGCUCUGGCCAAUCUGCUUUGAUCACCAGAGGGCGCACUUCCAAGUCACGUCACCGACUUCUACAGCUCAUGAGUGAUCGACUUCUCUUGAUACGUAAGUUGCCUGCUCAGAAAACCCAAAAAAUGAAUUUUCUGGCCGAUUCUAGGCAAAAAAGGGAGAACACGUGGCCUGGGACGUAAUGCCCAGUUUUCACGCUAGGGAGUUGCCCGAAUGGUCCAUUGGACUAUGCUGGGCUUCUCCUUUCCAACCGCUGUGCCUUCUCUCCCCCACGAGGUAAAAUCCAUCCCAGUGGUUAAGCAUGGAUAAGGCUCUGCCCUGCAGAAUUGCUUACCUCACAUUGUUGCUCAUUUCCAGAAUGGCAAAACCUUGCCGGAUAUAAUUAAAAUAUAUGCUCGGAAGCUGCGUGGCCAGAGGCCAUGCUAAGUGGAGACGCCUUAUUUUAAUUAUCAUAGCCAAGAUUCAAUUUAUUAUGAUACCUAUUACAAUAAUUCCAAAAAAUUAUCAAGCUAUCAUAUAAAAACAACCCUUGCUAAAAGAUUAUUUUAUAGAUUAAGCUUGAUUAUUAUCAUUUCUCUUUGCUUUUAUUUAGUCAUGAUAUUCUUUUUAUACAAACAAUGCCAAGAAUCAAUGAUAGAUCGAUCGAGGCUAUUGCAAAAUUUUAAGUUCAGAAGCAUUUUAAUAUCAAGAUUGGCCUUGUAUAUUAAAGAAAUAAAUGAUAAUUUAUUCUUAAAAUAUUAUCCAGAAUCUUAUGCUUUCACGGAUCCUUAUACAGAAUUUUAUAAAACUAUUGAUGAGUAUGACUUUGAAUAUAAAAAAUUGCUAUCAAGUAAAUGAGAUUAUUUAUUAUCAAAAGAUAUCAAAGAAAGUCUUUUUGAAUCGACAAAUUAUCCUUUGGCUUAUAUGAAAUUCGGGCUUAUUUCUGCCUCAGAGUUGGUUAUAAGUGAUUCAUUAUUUCUAAGCCGAGUUUACUCAGAUAGUCUAUAUUCGAAAUAUUAUAUAAGCACUAUUACAUUGCAAAGCGGUUUAUCCAGCAGCUUUACGCUAGCUGAUGCAAGCUCAAAAGAUUAUAUUGAUAGUCAGCUAAAUUCGAUGGUAUCCCUUACAAUUCUAUUUUCAGCUAUUCUCGGAACUUUAAGUUUGUUUUACUAUUUACCGUAUUUAAGACAAGAAAAGAAAUUUCUUGACAAAGCUUGCUUUUUGCUGGAAAUCAUUAUGAAUUCUAAAGAAAAUCAAGCAAAACUUACCUUAAAAUAA
Blepharisma stoltei is the source of this 6196-nucleotide messenger RNA. Lineage: Eukaryota; Ciliophora; Heterotrichea; Heterotrichida; Blepharismidae. The record is from the annotation of a GenBank genome assembly.